ACUGGGCUGUGGCGGCCGAUGAGUCCGCCUUUGAGUCUCUUUCAGUUUCGUUUCCUUGCUAGAAAUGACCACAUUCAUCGAAUAGAAAUAAUCAGUCAACGAGCGUUUGUUUAAAUAUUUCCUGUGUGCCGGGCAUUGAACUAAGUGCCGGGGAGACUAAGAAAGGAAAAAUCCAGGCUUGCUGCCUUCGAGGACCUCACAUUCUAAUUAUAUAGAAUAGAGGUGGCAGGGGGAGAGGUGAAGAGCACUGGAUUCCGAACUUGCUACCUGUGAGAUCGGAGGCAAAGGACUUCCUAGCCUCUCCAGGCUUGUUUACUGCACAGAUGGAUGCUCUCCAACGUUCCUUAUAGAGCCUAGUCCUCUGACGCUGAGAGUUCAAGUGAACUGGCUGCGAGGGAGGGCGGAGUUUUGGGGAGAGUCACCCUUGGCAGACCCCUAGAGCCUUGGUAUGGUGUGGCACUGUCCAUCUUGGGACCAGGUCUCCUGGGAUCCAGGCAGGCAGCAGUGGCAUCCUGAGAACACUUUAGCUGAGAGACGACUUCAGGAGUUGGAGGCACUGCAGGAAGAACUCCCGAGUUACCUUAGGGACCUGAACAGUGAAAACUCCAAUGUGCUUGUGUGGAAUGCAUUGCUUCUCCCGGACCAAGAACCCUACAACCUUAGGGCUUUCAAGUUUAGAAUCACCUUUCCACAAAACUACCCCUUCAGCCCUCCGCAGCUGAAUUUCAUAACCAAGAUAUAUCACCCCAAUGUGACUGAGGAUGGAGAAGUGUGCCUGCCUCUCCUCCAAUCCUGGACAGCCCGCACCAAAAUUCGUGAAGUGCUGAAGGCUCUCAUCGACCUGGUGAACACCCUUAAAGAAGGUCUGCCGCUCCGGCCAGACCUGGCUAACAUGUACUUUAAGAACCGAAGUCAGUUCAUGAAGGAUGCUGAGAAAUUCACUCUCAAGUUUGGGGAAGAUCGACCUGUUAGCCAGUGAUUCUGAUCAUCUCCUCCUCGUGUCCGUCUACUUGACUUUUCCACAAAGAGUCACUUCUCUGAUGAACGGACGUGGCCUCCUGGGUGGGGAUGGCUCCCUUGAUUCUGAUGUCAAGGUCUGGACCUGCUUAGGAAAAUGACGUACGGGGCCAGAAAAAGAUCUUAAAGAGCAGGCCUUAUGAAAGGGAAUCUUAUUUUAAAAAAUGAAGGUUGAAAACUAUCUUUACAUGUAAUUGGAAAAAAACAAGAUACUAUUUACAUAAAAAAGCGAA
Messenger RNA from Dromiciops gliroides (monito del monte), 1250 nucleotides. It is a transcript of the gene UBE2L6, whose product is annotated as ubiquitin conjugating enzyme E2 L6. Gene Ontology annotation, molecular function: protein binding. Lineage: Eukaryota; Metazoa; Chordata; Mammalia; Microbiotheria; Microbiotheriidae. The transcript is spliced from 4 exons. Bases 449 to 979 code for a protein of 176 amino acids. The record is from RefSeq and is a predicted model, not a curated record.